GGGAGUGGGUGGGUGGUGUUGGUGGCUGAAAUUAUAGCUGCAUUUCUAACUGCGGAGUGAAAAAAAAAAAACUUUUAAUACAUAUUUAUGCGCCCCGGCAUUUCCACGAAGUUGUACUUGAGCGUAGUUGAGUUUUGGCCACACCUAGAUCCUGUCCUAUUUUAACAAAAAGAGAAGCCUUUUUCAGUACCAUUUGUUUGUGCGUCCCGGUGAGGACCCGGCUGUGUAACUCGAUAGGAGCCAGCGGAGGGGGGGGACUAUGAGGGAAUGCGGAGGAGCAAUGGAGCACAAUACGAUCCAGUGGUUGGGGGCUCCCUGCUGCCUUCGUGGCUCCUAUGCUUUCUACAAGUCCUUCCGCUGCUGCGGCGAGGCGGGGCGCCGGCCGGGCGUGUGGCGCCUGGGGGAGUUCUACUUCGUGCGCUGCGGCCCGCUGGAGCCCGUCUGCAUCGCCGAGGUCACCCUGCUCUGGGAGGACCAGUCGCAGCGCCACCUGCUGGCCAGCUCGCGCCUCUACUUCCUCCCCGAGGACACGCCGAAGGGCCGGACGGGAGAGCACGGAGAGGAUGAGGUUCUGGCCGUGUCGAGGAAGAUCGUGAUCCGGGUGGAGGACCUGGUGAAGUGGACCUGCCCAGAGCCCGUCGGCUGGGGGAGGACCGGAGAGAAGGACAGGGAGCCCAGUGGGGUGCAGACGGAGGGGACCCCCCGGCUGCUGGGGGCUGGGGACUCGUCUGAGGAGCGAUCUCAAGGCGGGGGGGCAGAGGAGUGCCUGCGGGUGAAGGUGCUGAGCUACCCCCAGUACUGCCGAUUCCGCUCGCUGCAGAAGCGCAUGCAGGACCGGGCCCGCGGCCCCGGCCUGCGGGACCCCCACCUGCUGGCCCUGGGGGGGGUCCAGGUGUCCAGCCGCAACACCAGGAUCCUGUACUGCCGGGACACCUUCAACCACCCCACCCUGGACAGCAACGCCAGCGUCUGGACGGAGUUCGGAUGCAACUCUCUCAGCCUGAAGGGUCGCACUCGGAAGAGGAAAGGGAGGGAUGGGAAGGGGGUGGAGUCUCGGCAUCACAGCCAAUCAGAAGCUUGGAUCGAGCGAAUGAAGGAGAACGUGAUGGGCAGCGUGGAGGCGCAGUGCGAGAGCACCUGGCUGCCCCAGGCGGAGGAGCAGCACUUCCUCGACCAGCUCUAUCUCUUCAUGGAAAGCAGGGGCUCCCCCAUCUGCAAGGUGCCCAACCUGGGCUUCAAAAAGAUCGACCUCUUCCUUUUGUUCACGGUUGUCAAGAAGAUGGGAGGAUACGAGACGGUGACGGCGCAGCGCCUCUGGAAACAGGUGUACAACGAGCUGGGGGGCAGCCCGGGCAGCACCAGCGCGGCCACCUGCACGCGGAGGCACUACGAGAGGCUCAUCCUUCCCUACGCCCGGCACCUUAAAGGAGAGGAUGAUGAAUCGGACCCCUUGCCCACACCCCAGACGCCCAGUGGCAGCAGAGAGGCCCAGACAAAAAGGAAAGCACAGGAGCAGAUCCAGAAAGAGACGAAAACCUGCAGUGUGCCGAGCCAGCAGGAGAGCCGCGUGAGACUCAAGGGUGCAGAGGGGCCGAAGCAAGCGCGCGCGCGGAGCCGGGCGUCCCCGGCGGGGGGAGCCAGCAGGCCCGGCGGCGGCGGCAGCAGGCAGCACCAGAUCAGGACAAAGGAUCCGGGCGCGGUGCUCCCCGCCCAGCAGGUGAAGCCGGGAUCAGCCCUGGGUGGGCUUCCCGUGGGCCCUAAAGAUGGAGCUGCCCGCCCGCUCUCUCCUCUGCAGGAGCUGCGCCUCGGUAGAGUCUCUGGGGCGUUUCCCCUGACCCAGGGGCUGUCCCCCCUUGACAUUCUCAAGAGCCGUCUGGGCUACGGUGCUUCGGAGAGCCUGGCCUCAUCUUCUCAGGACCCCCGGAGGAAGCAGCUCUCUUCCACACCCCUGCCUCUCGUUCUGCUCCAGCCCGGCGCGGAAGAAACGGGGAGGAGGUCUGGUUCCAAGGGGGACGGCGACCCACUCUCCCCGGAGAAGAUCGACCACACUCAGCCUCUCUCCCCCUCUUCUUUGGCUGGACUGCAGAGGCUCUACGCCAUGGGGAGCAUCAGCUUGCCGAAGGACAUGUCUCCCUUAGACUAUCUCAAAACCCGACUGGGUUUGGGGACUCCAGAAAACCCCAGUAUGACUUCGGGGGACUCGGGGAAAAAUUCUGCCCCUCACCCAUCCUUCCUGUUCCUCCAGCACAAGGCUGGUUCAGCGGAGAAUAAGACUGCGUCCGGCAAGGAAGGACGGCCCCAGUCCCUGGGGAGUGGAGCCGAAGGCGGAAUUCAGAAACCGAGCCUCAGUCUUUCUGACGCGCCAGUUCGGGAUGGCAGAACCAGGCACCCGAUACCCCCCCUGAAGAUCAUUCCAUUGGACAUUGACUGCAGCCUGCAGGUACGGCAGCUCAUGCGGACCCCACUGGGCUCUUCCCAGUUCCACUGCUUCACCAAGAAGCUCUCGGAGGUGCUGGCCCAGGACUUGAGCAAGACCCGUCAGCACGGGAGCCCCGCUUCAGGCUCGCCGGAGCAAAUCGUCCCCCUUAACCUGAGCAAGCGCUGCACCAUCAAGAGGCCGGCCGAUGACCUGGAGGCCCAGGGUCUGCCGCCCUGCCUCUCUGGGAGCCCCUCGCCGCAGCCGGCCAAGAGACCGCGACCGGAGUGGGAGGCGGAGAACGAGCCGGGUCGCCCCUUGAAGCAGAGCAGCCGGUUCCCGGUCGCCCCGGCGGCCCAGGAGGAGCCGGCCGACCUGAGCUCGCCCGAACGGGCCCGGGCCAAGCUGCAGGAAGCCCGCGCCCAGCAGGACGGCCGCUCCCCGCAGGGAGUGCACUGCAGCGGAAGACCCGCCUCUUUUGACCUCGACUGCUCGGCUCGACCGGCGAAGCCGGGCGCUCAGGCCUCUCCCUGCGCGGGCGCACAGGGAGGACGAGGAGCGCCGGAAAGCCCCGCCGGACUCUGCAGGCUGGCAGCCCCCGUGCGGGCGGAGGCGUCGGAGGUCUCCCCGCCGGGCUCGACGCUGGCGAAGGCCCGGCAGGAGCGUGCCAGCCGCCGCGCGAGGACGGCCGCCGGCAAGGAAGAGCCGGCUGCGGCCGAGGAGAGGAGGGCGGGCCCCGCGGUCUGCCCCCUGUACCGCUUCAGGGGCAGGCAGGGGCCGCUGGGCGAGACGGAGGCGAGCUGCGCCAAGCAGGUGGAGCCCGAGUGUUUCCCCUCGGAGGUGGCCUCGCUGCUCAACGCCCCCCAGCGCGCGCUGCAGAGCCAGUCCGCCUGGCCCGUCUCCCCUCAUGGCCGCUGAGUCCCUCCCCCCGCCCCCCUCUGUGCCACACGAGGACCGCCAGGGGUCCCCCACGUGGGAGUCAGCAGAGGUUCUGAAAAAAGGCAUCGCUGGGCUUCUCAAGGGAUUUGCAGGAGCCGUGGUCCAGAAUUCCUCCUGGCAAGUUUCUGGAAGUACAAGUUAUAUCAGGUACUCGGAACGGAGGGGACUCUCUGGACACGGCUGUACCCUGAAACCUGCACUGCGGGCAGUGACUUGCGCACCAUGUGUAAGUGGGACUGGAGCAGUGAAGGCACCCGAGAGCACACCAAUCCGUUGUUCUCGCGCUCCUGAGAGCACACUGCAGUCCUGGGGUGGGCACCAUUGAAGUAAGCGCUCUCUAGAGUCCGUUUCUCUUAUUUAUGCAAACUCUUGUUAUCACGAGUACUGCUCGUCGUUGCUUCGGAAUAGACCCAGUGGACUUCUUCGGGACGAGCAGGAAAAAUAGAAGCCGGAGGGGUCAACCAAAGGAGAAACUGGGGCCACUUCCCUGCAAAAAGAAUCAAGAAUCCAAACAAUAUUAUUCCGUUCCAGUUCCUGAUGCAGUAGUUUGAAUAAUCCCACUGAUUUGAACAUCCCUGCUUGUGUUUUCAAAAUGUGAGAGUGCUUUGAGCGCCUUCUGUGCAGCAGAUAAGUCUCCAAGGCUUGUCUUUGUGAUGUAUUUUAGCAAGUGAUGUCUCACUAUGGGUAGGAUAUAUUUUAUCCCAGUGAAGUCUGUCCUGAGAUGUAAGGACCCUCAAUAUGAUGGCCAUGAAACAUAACCGGCAGCCAGAAGAUUUUCUCUCCUGCUGUUCCAUUGCAAGUGGACUUUUUGCUCCAUGUAUCCCUGUUUCGAGACCAUACGUGCAAGGUCAUUUGGAAAGUUGAAGAUCAAACCAAAUUGUCUUCAUUGCUAAUCACAGUUAAAAGGACCGGGAAAGGUUGCCAUUUGUUUUAGAAAUCUUUUAGAUCCUUUUUUAGAGCACUGGUGUAUACCUCCUUUUUUAGCACCGGACGCAACCUGGCUUCAGACUUGUCUUGUCUUCCCUUCAGUCUGAGCAGACACGCGCAGAGGACCUGUCAGUUCGUAGCUGAUGGUGGCAAAGGCUUUGCACAGGACGACGUUCUGUCUUUCGCUAAUUCACAGCGUCUACAGCUUGCCCUUUUACUGGAAGCCAGCAGAUCCGAGAUGUUGCUGCUGAAGUGGCCAGCUGAGGCUCAGGUCAAGGCGACAUGGUGCUGAUAAAUCCCGUGUCGUAAGCCCUCGUUUUAAAUCCGCCCUUGGGCCCAGCGUCCGGUCCCAUCUUGCAGCACCCCCGCUUCUUUCCACACGUCGGCGUGUUGCUCCUCUUGCCAGCGGGCAGGGAGGAGGAGCAAAGAGGACGGUUGGACAGUCCUUCCCGAUCCUUCCAGACUGUGUGGCACCGUGCCGCAUCCCUAUCGGCACCUUCCUUUGAAAAAGGACGCGUCCGAGUUGGGCGAACUGGAGACUUUCGCGCUUUCGCCCAGCGGCCCUCACAGCAGACGGCCACGAAGUCGCCCGCCAGCGAGCCAGCGAGCCAGCGAGCCAGUGGCUGCAGGUUUUCAUUCGAAAACGCAAGACCCCCGAAGUCAUGCGCUGGGCCUCUGUUAACACGUCGCAAGUCCUCGUUUUUUCGAGUGAACCUUCCUUCCGGAAAGGAAAACGUUUUCUCGGGAGACUGGGACUUCAUCCCAGAAGUGCUGGAGGGAAGGAUGGGGACUCCACUUGACGCUUAAACGCGGAGCAGAAAAGAGAGAUCUUUGGGUUGCUGGGGGGGCGUCAGGUGCAGGAGAAGGGCUGAUCCCCGGUUCACGUGUCUCUGGAGUAGCUGCCGGUGUCCAGGGGCUGGGGCCGGGGUUCGGAUGUACAUCGCUGUUCCUGCGCCCCCCGAGUGUGGGAGAAGGGGGGUUUCCGCAGUCGGGACAGGAAGACCUCCCUCGGGACACAGCCCUUCAUGUCAGCCGUGUUACAGAAAGGAUUGUGUGGAUAUGUGGUGGCAUGUAAAAUUCUGGGAGCCUGUUACAAGCUCCUUAUCUUCAGUUUUUUUUCCAAGGGGUCCUAGACGCCUUUUUCUUCCAGAGUGGACACGUACAGGGAGCAGAGCGAGACUGUAAACGACCGAUGAGCUCUUCCUUGUGCUGAACAACGGAUACUGUAUUACACACCAUGCUGCCUUCAUACUUGACUCUAAGCAAACACUAAUUUUAUGUAUUUAAUGCAUUAAAUAUUCUAAGAUUGUCAAAUCAACUAAUUUUUUGUAUAAUCAUCUCCUUGACGAGGUAUUUUGACAUCUGUCAGAUUUUAUUGAUGGCUAUUAGGUUGAUUAUGGUUUUAAUCAUAGUUUUGGUAUUGAGGUAACGUUUAUUUUGUUCUUUAAAGAGAAAUGCCAGCACACUGUCUUUGUGGUUUAUCUUUCAGAUUUGUGUUGUAAGUGUGUGAUCAUGCAGUAUUGAUGAAAUGCAGAUAGAGGGCUGGAAAUACUGCAACUGAUCUUAUCCUUUAUUGAGUCUAGGAGUGAUUGUUAAUCCGUUGGCUCGACAUUAUUUUUAAUUUUGAAAAAGUAAAUGUAUCCAGUGUACGGGCCAGUGAUUUUUGCCUGUAAGUGUAGGAGUCAUUGAUUCUUCAUAAAGUAAUUCAAUGAUUGUCAUUGAAGAUUGAGUUGUUGUUUUUUUUUUCAUACUUCUUCUUUGGGAGCAGAAAUAUCUUCCUGAAGAUAUGUUUUUAUACGAUGUUGGUUGUUUGAUCCUAGGGAGCAAACCAUGGAUUUUUGGUAGGUACUGGUCCAGUUUUUUUUUUAAACUGGAAUCUCCAAAAUGUUUAUUUUUCUGCCAUUUUGUACUUGUUGCUUAUCCUAUUGCUACAACCCCUGUGUACUGGGCCAGUGGUGUACAGCUGUGUAGGGAAGCCCAUGGCUCAAGGCAGCCUGUGGACACCAUGCCUGUGAUCUGAACAGGCCUCCAGUCUCCCGAUCAGCUCAGCCUCUCAGGAGCCUUCAUGUACUGUAUGUCGCUUGUCUUUUUUACAGUUUCCUAUGUUUUUCAUCGCCUCAGGGGAAAACCUGCAAGACUAAACUGUAGAAGUGAUGCAAACAUUAAUUUUUCAGAAACUCGGAAACAUUGAAUUGCCUCCUAUCUUGAUGUUUGUCAGUGGUAAAAAGGGUCAGUUAUUUGUGUUUUGUUACUUAUUAAAUAAAGAGGCGGGUGAAUGUCGGGGCUAGGUUUCUGCACAAGUGUGUAAGUGGAAAUACUGUACACCUGACAUUUCUCUCAAACUUAUCUUUACCUCCUAUUGGAUCAUCAGUGAUCCAAGACUUCAGGCCACUUCCAAGUAAAUAAGUCAGUCCAUAGACUAGUUCCGCUUUAUCUGUGGAUGAGAGGAUGGUACCCUUAUAGCUCAUUUCAGUGUAUACGGCGAAGUCUGGCCAUGUUCAGAGAUAAUCCACUACUGCGGUAUGGUGGCGUUUCACACUGGCGUAGCACUGCAGUUACUCCAGGCUGUAAAUUAGAAAUCUUAAUUAUUAAACUGUAAUUUCCAUUUUGAUGUUUAUUGUUGUGAUUUGCAAUUGUUGUUGUUGUACUUUUUGGAAGUGUAAUCUUUAAGAUGAGAUGUCGGACAUUUAGCCUGAUCUUUGUCGCCAUGUUCUUGUUUUCAGAUGUCUUCAGUCAACUGUUCUGUCGUUGUUCAGUUUCAAUCCAUAUCUUUCCCUGUGACUACAAGUUUGUAAUGUUUUAAGCUUAUUUAAUUAGAUUUUAUAUGAGCUUGUCCGUGUCAGAGCAAGUGUAACCACGCUUCUUGUCUACACUAUAUGCACACGAGAAUGCUGCAAUAUGCUAAGAAAAGCUUAUGCAAUGGUUUACAUUCUUUUUACAGCAUGAUCCCAGUGACUUUUUAUAAGAUGCUGAAAUUGAGCUGUGCUCCUUAACUCGAGCCUUCUGCAUUCUGUGGAAGGGGCGAGUUAAUGGGAUGGUAUGUGUUUCAGGAAGAUUGAUUCCACCACAACUGGGACAAAGAUCAGUAAACAAAUGGUAUGAAUUACAGAAGCACGUCAAAUGUGAAGUGCUGCAAAUCAGUGUCUUACUUUCAGUCAUUCCACACUCCAAAGCCAUGGUCUUAUUAUUCAUUUUUCACUGUGUAACAUGGCUUUUACACAGGCAUUUUACUUUUGUUGUUCACUGCAGCUUUUAAAAGAUGUUUUUUUCCAUUGCCUGAGUGAUGCCUGCUAUGAUCACUCACUUUGGGAUUCUGCUGGUCUUGUUAAACCUGUGUAUAAGACAUGAACUGUUCUGCUCAUGGUCACUUUGUUCAGCAGACGCUGGUAUUCUCUUGACAGACCUUAAAUGACAGAUUUCUGUUGUGUUAUAGAUGCCAUUGUAAAUACAGUGGCUGACUCAGUGAUACUGGUUUUAUCUUUAUUUUAAAAAUGACACUUCAAACCUGUUCAGAUGGUCAUCGACUUGUAUUAACACUGUAUAUUUAUAUUAAAGGUUUGUGUUGCACCUUG
Molecule: messenger RNA, 7854 nt
Organism: Lepisosteus oculatus (spotted gar)
Lineage: Eukaryota; Metazoa; Chordata; Actinopteri; Semionotiformes; Lepisosteidae
Product: AT-rich interactive domain-containing protein 5B
Biological process (GO): regulation of transcription by RNA polymerase II
Cellular component (GO): nucleus
Molecular function (GO): transcription cis-regulatory region binding
Source: RefSeq, a predicted model, not a curated record